AUGACCAACCUGUCUGACAUCGUGACGGCAAGGCCCGUACCGUGGGAAAAGACAGCGGCCUUGAUUGCUACUAUUUCUCUGCCUACCUCGCCUCUCUCCCAACGGUACCUGGUAGCCUCUCCGUAUGUGGAGCAGGAACACCUCCUCGAUCUGGAGACGCUGGACAUGGAGAGCCAGAUCCUGAGUGAGGCCUUAGCGGGGAUGGCGCCAGUGCGGGACGACUAUGCCACUGCAUCCUACGACGAGGCGUUCAACUGGGACGAGGUGAUCCUGCGCAUGCGAGAGCUGGCGAUGGCAAGACGGCAUGCCUUUAGGAAAACUUCCUGGUAUAUUGUCGCCUUUCGAUCGCAGAUCAAAGUUACCACCGUGUACCCAGAUUUGGGGGCACUCGACAAGGCGGCGCACGCAGAGGCCAUGGCUAGUGGCGGAUUCCUGAAGUACUGGUUCGGCACUCCCAAUGAGGACCUGCGCAAUCUGGCGACCUGUAUCUGGAGAUCGCAGGAGGACGCUAAGAAGGGAAGCGUUGGGCCAGAUCAUCGGCGGGCGGCAGGGGCAGCGCGAUCGAUGUACUCGGAAUGGAAGAUUGACCAGCAUCGACUUAUCAUCGAUGACGGUGUGAACAACUGGAAGAUUGUCAAAUGGACGUAG
Cryphonectria parasitica EP155 is the source of this 648-nucleotide messenger RNA. RefSeq lists its product as uncharacterized. NCBI's taxonomy places the organism in Eukaryota, Fungi, Ascomycota, Sordariomycetes, Diaporthales, Cryphonectriaceae. The transcript is spliced from 3 exons. The record is from RefSeq and is a predicted model, not a curated record. The coding region runs from base 1 to 648 and encodes 215 amino acids.